Molecule: messenger RNA, 2201 nt
Organism: Physcomitrium patens
Lineage: Eukaryota; Viridiplantae; Streptophyta; Bryopsida; Funariales; Funariaceae
Product: protein pleiotropic regulatory locus 1
Biological process (GO): mRNA splicing, via spliceosome
Cellular component (GO): precatalytic spliceosome; Prp19 complex; catalytic step 2 spliceosome
Molecular function (GO): protein binding
Source: RefSeq, a predicted model, not a curated record
GAGAGACUUAGGAAUUUGGGUUUCGGGAAGGUUUUCGGAGGGUUUAGACAAGUGGUCAUUGUUGUUGUAGAGGGUGUGUGUGUUGUUUUUGUUUGCAUGUUAGGGUUCGGAUCAUCGCCAUAGCCGUCGCCGUCGCCAUUGCUAUUGCUGCUGAUAAGGUAGUAAGUAACCCGGUCCGGCUCCAUGCCGGCCUCGGGGGGAGGCAGCACCGAGGUGCUGGAGGCUGUGGAGCCCCAGUCCCUGAAGAAGCUCUCCCUCAAGUCCUUGAAGCGCGCCUUGGAUAUCUUCGCGCCUACUCAUGGCGAUCGCAACGGCGCGAUGCCUGAGAGUUGCAAAAUUCGUAUCAGUUGCAAGGUGAAUGAUGAGUAUGCUGCUGUCAAGGACAUGCCGGCUGCAAGCACUAGGGAGAAUGUUGGUGCAAAACCAGGAGAUAAUGGACUCCAAAGCUUGCGAGUCCCUGGCUCAGAGCAGCCUACUACAAAUGCAGGACCAGCAUCUGGAAAAGGAGGAGGCAAGCAACUUGCAUUGGUGCCUGCUCGGGCUCAACCUCCAGUUCCAGCACCGGUUGUUGGUGCUGCUCCUGCAGCUCCUGCUGUGGAUCGUACUUCUACAGCUAUUGCAUCGACUGACCGACAUCAACCAAGCGCUGCGGUUAUGAAGAGGCUUCCUAGUAAAUGGCCAAAGCCUGUCUGGCAUCCACCUUGGGUGAACUAUAGGGUUAUUAGUGGGCACUUAGGGUGGGUGCGGUCGAUAGCAUUUGAUCCUGGAAAUGAAUGGUUUUGUACAGGCUCAGCUGAUAGGACCAUCAAGAUUUGGGAUAGUGGAACUGGACAGCUGAAACUUACUUUAACUGGCCAUAUCGAGCAAGUUCGAGGCCUUGCAGUGAGCGCCCGGCAUCCUUAUUUAUUCUCAGCUGGUGAUGACAAACAGGUCAAAUGUUGGGAUCUUGAAUACAAUAAGGUUAUUCGGUCAUAUCAUGGUCAUUUGAGUGGAGUUUAUUGCUUAGCUCUUCAUCCUACACUUGAUAUUCUCAUGACUGGGGGUCGAGAUUCAGUGUGCCGAGUAUGGGACAUUAGAACCAAGGCCCAGGUGUUUGCAUUAUCAGGACAUGAGAACACGGUCUGCUCUGUGAUUACGCAGGCAACUGAUCCACAAGUUGUAACAGGAUCACACGACACAACUAUUAAACUUUGGGAUCUUGCUGCAGGAAAAACUAUGUCGACGCUGACAUUUCACAAAAAGUCAGUCAGAGCAUUAGCGAUGCAUCCUUUUGAACAUACUUUUACUUCAGCGUCAGCGGACAACAUUAAGAAGUUCCGGCUACCAAAGGGAGACUUUUUGCAUAACAUGCUUUCUCAGCAGCGGACAAUUGUUAACUGCAUGUCUAUCAACGAAGAUAAUGUAAUGGUAUCAGCAGGUGAUAAUGGAAGUUUGUGGUUUUGGGAUUACAAAAGUGGGCAUAACUUCCAGCAAGCGCAGACAAUCGUGCAGCCUGGUUCUCUGGAUAGUGAGGCCGGAAUUUAUGCUCUUUCGUAUGAUCAGACAGGGUCUCGGUUGAUUACGUGUGAAGCAGACAAGACUAUUAAAUUUUGGAAGGAAGACGAAACAGCUACACCAGAAUCACAUCCUGUACACUUUAGGCCGCCGAAGGACAUGCGCCGGUUCUAAUAUUGCGCUCAACAUUGGAAAUGCAGGCUAUAACGAUGUAAGGCGAGGAUGGCAUGUCUUUGUAUUGAGGAUUCGGAGGUUGUCAUCUGUUCACUUUUUCUUCUUAAAGGAUCAGUAAUCUUUCUUGCCCCUUAUUUUACUCAAAUGCAUGUGGCAUCUCUUGUACAUUAUGAACAUCUUCAAUAUAGAAUCUGCGUUGAGUGAAGUUGUGGAAACAGAAAGAAGUUUCAAUUGCAAUUUUUACUUCCUUUCCCAGAUCCACUAAGAACAUCUUGUGGGCCUUCUGUCUGGCCUUAUUUUCUGAAUCACGUUGCAGGUGAUAUUAGAUUGUAGUUUGGAUUUAAACACAGCAAUCUAUUUUAGAACAGGUUCUGCUACGUGAUACUUGUUGACAUAUGAGUACUAAAUUAUAUUGUUUAAACAAGUUUUUUACUGCUAGAGUUUUUAUUUUCGAAACGCAUCCCUCAAUUUUUGCGGGAUGUAUGUACAUGGGAACUGCCGUAUUUGAUCUGAAUAUUUUUUCGACAAACUAA